Molecule: messenger RNA, 1306 nt
Organism: Aedes albopictus (Asian tiger mosquito)
Lineage: Eukaryota; Metazoa; Arthropoda; Insecta; Diptera; Culicidae
Gene: ECSIT
Product: evolutionarily conserved signaling intermediate in Toll pathway, mitochondrial
Exons: 2
Coding region: 46-1260 (404 amino acids)
Biological process (GO): innate immune response; cell surface receptor protein serine/threonine kinase signaling pathway
Cellular component (GO): mitochondrion
Molecular function (GO): protein binding
Source: RefSeq, a predicted model, not a curated record
UCAACCACCCACCGCAGUGUAUCGGCAGUCAGCAGUACAAUCGCAAUGAUGUUGAUUAGGCAACGAAUCGGAUCGAUCUACCGGCUGGCCGGGAUCAGUGUCCGCACUUGCACGAAGGAUUCCAAAAGUGGUAAGCAGCCAGAUCCAGAAGACGCCGCUGAGGAUGACCACCGCCAGAGGAAAAGUUCCGAAACAAGGGUGGCCUUGCGAACGCCCCUAUUCGAGCACGUCUCCACCAAGGAUAAGAAGACCUACAUCGAGAUGGUGCGUGUAUUCGAAGGCCGGAGUGUCCAUCGGAGGAAUCAUGUGGAGUUUAUCUACGCGGCGCUUAAACACAUGGAAGAGUUCGGGGUGCACAAGGACCUGGAAGUGUACAAAUCGCUGAUCAACGUUAUGCCGAAGGGCAAGUUUAUUCCGACGAACAUCUUCCAGGCGGAGUUUAUGCACUACCCGAAGCAGCAGCAGGUCAUCAUCGAUCUGCUCGAGCAGAUGGAAGAUAACGGUGUCAUUCCGGACUACGAGAUGGAAUCGAUGCUGGUCAACGUGUUCGGCAAGAAGGGCCACCCGGUUCGAAAGUACUGGCGGAUGAUGUACUGGAUGCCCAAGUUCAAGAAUCUGUCCCCAUGGCCGUUGCCCAAUCCGGUACCGGAUGAUUCCCUGGAGCUGGCCAAGAUGGCCAUAGAGCGAAUGUGUUCCGUGGAUUUGCUUUCGCAAAUCACCCUCUUCGAAACGGAGAAUGUCCCCGAGGCGCUGGAGCACACGUGGAUCGUCAGCGGACAAAGCUCGGAACAGCAGCAACUGUUGGCCCGGCACCAGCAGAAACCGGUCUUCAUCGAGGGACCGUUCGUGAUAUGGUUGAGAAAUCGGUCGAUCAACUAUUUCCUGCUGAAAAGCGAGUCUAAUCCACCACCGCCUAAGGACGACGAAGAUUUGGACGAUGUCCGCAACAUUCGGAUUCCGUUCCUGGGCAUCGGAAUGAGUCAUUCGAAAGCCCCUCCCAAAAAUAAGGUGGCCCUACAACGGUCCAUUCACGAGCAGGAUGAUGGAACGAUAUUUGCCAUCUGCUGCACCGGUUCAUCGACGAAGGAUUCGCUGCUGUCGUGGGUUCGAUUACUCGAGAAGCACGGUAAUCCAUGCUUGGGCCAUAUGCCGGUACUGUUUAAAUUCACGUCGCAUGUGCCGGAUCAGCUGAAGGUGGCUGCGCCCGACGGAGAGGCUAGUGACGACCAGGAAGCUAAGGAUGCUAAGCUGGGGUCUUAGUGCUAGUGGUGUUCAAGAAAAAAGUAAUAAAUUGCGUGUAAAUACA